AUGGCGUCGAAUUUCAAGUCCAUUCAUCUCCACCAUAACAUCCCCGACCUCUCUGGUUCUUUUGAAAUCACCUGUUCCCCUGGAACCGAUAUUUGGGACAAGCCGCCUGCAACACACUCGUUCAAUGCGCCAAUCAUUUACAAAACCAGCACAGUCGGCACAUUCAAGUCCGCGAAAGUGACAGUCGCAGCCCCUUGGAAGGACAAAUACGAUCAAGGCGGUCUGUGUCUGGUCAUACAAACAGCAGAUACCCGUCGCUGGGUGAAGACGGGCAUUGAAUUCCUCGACAAUGUGCCGUUGGUGGGCACUGUGGCAAAGGACCGGUGGGCAGAUUGGAGCCUCAGGCCUCUGCUGGCUGAAACCCUGAGCAUUGAGCACACGGCCAUUGUUGAGAUCGAGAACGCAAGUGACGGAAGCCUCUGGGUCUGGCUGGUCAGUGAAAGCGGGAAGAGGUUACCGCUGAGAGAAGUGACGUGGUGGGGAGAUCUGCCCAAGGACACAGAGAUUUGGGUUGGCGUUUAUGCCGCGAAACCGGCGCCACAUGGGGAGAAGGACGAUCUGGUUGUUACAUUUGAGGGGUUGAACAUCCAGUAG
Messenger RNA from Fonsecaea nubica, 594 nucleotides. RefSeq lists its product as hypothetical. Bases 1 to 594 code for a protein of 197 amino acids. NCBI's taxonomy places the organism in Eukaryota, Fungi, Ascomycota, Eurotiomycetes, Chaetothyriales, Herpotrichiellaceae. The transcript has a single exon. The record is from RefSeq and is a predicted model, not a curated record.